AUGAUUUCAAUGAUGGGUGUUGCCAUGUUGAGGAUCAACAAAAUGCAACAAAAAUGGCGAGUUAAACUUGCUCAAGCCCUCUUGCAACCCCCGUCCAAGAAAAUCGAUCGCUUGAAGAUUGGUUAUUUGUCAAAGAAAUAUGCUAUGUUCGUUUUACCCUUUGUAACCGUCUUGCGGGAGGGAUUAGAGGCAGUCGUUUUUGUUGGUGGUGUUGGUUUGAACGAACUGGCAACUGCAUUUCCCUUGCCCGUUGUUGUUGGUCUCAUUGCAGGUAUAGCUAUCGGCGUUAUUCUCUAUUAUUUUGGCAACAACGUCUCAAUGAAGUUGUUUCUCAUCGUUUCCACCUCAAUGCUUUAUCUCAUUUCUGCUGGUUUAUUUUCACGAGGGGUGUGGUAUUUCGAAAAUUAUGUGUACAACAAGAAGACUGGGGGUGAUGCCUCCGAAAACGGCUCUGGGCCUGGAACUUAUGACAUCAGCAAGUCUGUAUGGCAUGUUAAUUGUUGUAACCCUGAGACUGAUCAUGGCUGGGACGUUUUUAACGCCUUGUUAGGUUGGCAAAAUUCCGCAACGUACGGCUCGGUAAUUUCUUAUAAUAUCUAUUGGAUUUUUGUGAUCCUCACUCUUUUGUUGAUGAUGUACGAAGAGAACAAUAGCCAUUUGCCUGGGUUGAAGAAUUUAACAUUGGCUCAGUUGAAUCCGAUGUACCAUAUUCGAGGUAAGCGACGCAAUGAGCUUAGUGCAGUUCAAGAGGAGGAGCUUAUGGCGAAAAUGAAUGACCAGGAGGCCUUGUUAAAGAUAUUAAAGGGUGAAGUUUCGCCCCCGCAAGAAAUCAAAGUCCAGGCGGGUUCUUCUUCUGACGAAGUUGUGGAAGCCGAAUAUCAUGCAGCAGGCGAGAAAUACUGA
Molecule: messenger RNA, 903 nt
Organism: Diutina rugosa
Lineage: Eukaryota; Fungi; Ascomycota; Pichiomycetes; Serinales; Debaryomycetaceae
Exons: 1
Coding region: 1-903 (300 amino acids)
Biological process (GO): iron ion transmembrane transport
Cellular component (GO): plasma membrane; high-affinity iron permease complex
Molecular function (GO): ferrous iron transmembrane transporter activity
Source: RefSeq, a predicted model, not a curated record